Messenger RNA from Eupeodes corollae, 1608 nucleotides. RefSeq names its product transcription factor grauzone-like. The transcript is spliced from 6 exons. Gene Ontology annotation, cellular component: nucleus. Bases 120 to 1595 code for a protein of 491 amino acids. Lineage: Eukaryota; Metazoa; Arthropoda; Insecta; Diptera; Syrphidae. The record is from RefSeq and is a predicted model, not a curated record. Gene Ontology annotation, molecular function: zinc ion binding; RNA polymerase II transcription regulatory region sequence-specific DNA binding; DNA-binding transcription factor activity, RNA polymerase II-specific. Gene Ontology annotation, biological process: regulation of transcription by RNA polymerase II.
UAUAAUGUUUGUAUACAAAAAAUAACAUGGAAAUAAUUGUUCCUCUUAUUUUUGUUUUGCUAAACUUAAUUUAUAUUGGAAAAGUGCAUAAAUUAUCGAAUUAAAGUUAUUUGAUUGCAAUGGCUGUUAAUGAAAUAUGCCGACUGUGUUUGGAACAUGGAAACGAAUGUUUGGAUAUAUUCCUUGACCCAGAAGGACCUUUCAAAAUUUCCGAUAUUCUCGGUUAUUAUUCCAUAAUUGAGAUAACUCAAGACGAUGAAAUAUCCAAUAAAAUAUGUUCCAAAUGCUGGAGUCAGGUUAAUGAUUUUCAUGAAUUUUUCGUUCGAAUACAAAAAAUUCAAGAAAGUAUAAAUUCCAUAAUUUAUGUGGAUACAAAGAGCAGUGAUGUUUAUGAGGUAGUUUUGUCAAAUGCAUGUGAUGAUAAUAAUGCAGGAGAUGAUGAAAAUAUACAAACUAAAGAGGAUGAAGAUAUUCUGCUAUGCAAUGCCCAAGAUUUGUCAAAAAAUGCGAUCAACAAUACUUCCCAGGAAAAACCUGUAAUCAAUAAUGAUGCCAAAGGUGUUCCCGUAGAAAACAAGGAAACAUCACAAAGUUGGGACAAAACCUCUUCGAUCAAAAGAAAGAUAAGAAAAAAUCGAAGAAAAUCCACAGACAAAGAAGAUACCCACGAAAAGUUGAUAAAUUCUUUCUUUGAGCUCUCCUGUGAACUAUGCAAAGAGAAUUUUGACUGUUGUACAAAAUUGUUUGAUCAUUAUGAAAGCCAACACAAGAUUCGGGGUUAUUUAACAUGUUGCGAAAUAAAAUACUUUAAGAUAAUCAAAAUAGCAGAACAUGUUUUAAGGCAUAAAAACCCAGAUAUGUUUAAGUGUUCAAAAUGUUCUCUAGAUACAGUUUUUCCAGAUAAAAAGCAACUAGAAGCCCACAUGUUAACUCACUUGGAGCCUCAUUCGAGUAUAUUUCAAUGUGAAAAUUGUGAAAAGACUUUCUUAAAGAAAUACCGUUAUGAACAACAUAGACUUACCCACCUUAGUCCUGAUGAAAAGAAGUACGUGUGUCAGGAUUGUGGAAAACCCUAUGCGACUGAAUCCCUUCUGCGUGUUCAUGUACGAGUAGUUCAUUUGAAAUCUUACGCACAUGUCUGUGAGAUUUGCUCGAAAGUCUUCAAAAGUCGAGUUUUCUUUGAAAAGCACCAACUCGAGCAUAUGGGACAGUCGCUGCCUAAAAUUCAGUGUCAAAUAUGUAAAACCUGGAUGAAAAAUGAGCACACGAUGCGAGCUCAUCGUAGACUGCAUGAAGACGAAGGAACCGUCCACGAAUGUGAUGUGUGUGGAAAAACUGGACCAUCGAGGAAUUCUAUUUUAAAACAUAAGCGUUAUGUUCAUUUGAGUGAGAGAACAUUUAAAUGUACAACUUGUCCGAAAGCCUUCAAAAGAGCUGUUUCACUUAAAGAACACAUGACCUUACAUACAGGCGAAAUUCUUUACAAGUGUACAUUUUGUACAAAAACGUUCAAUUCUGGUGCAAAUAUGUUUGCUCACAAGAAAAAGAUGCAUUUUAAUGAAUGGAAAUUGGAAAAGGAUAAAAUAAAUAGUUAGAAAAUAAUAUGAA